AUGGGGGAAGAGAACAGCAGGACCUUGAACGUGCCUGCGAAGGAAACGCAACCCCAACCUGUUGCUGAGGCCGAGGUCACAGCUAUUGCGGACUUCAAAUCACCGAUUCCAUCCACAAUCCCAACGCCGAAGCUACCACUACCAAGCUUGCCCUCCUCAAGCUCGGGCACCAACGCGACAAUGGCGAAAAAGGACUUGUCAGAUGUCACGACGCGCGAUUGGAACACAUCAAAGCUUGGGUUGCGUGUUGGUGUCGAUGCCAUGUCAGCAUGUGCUGCUGGAACACUUGUCGCGCCCAUCAUCACCAUGAUAGACAAGGGCAUCAUCGAGAACGCAAGUGGACGAAAUACCUUGGGCGAGAGCCUGAAGAAGAGCGCCCAACAGCUGCUGCUGAAACCCCACCGCUUCAUAUCUUCGAAGCCAUUCGUUCUCAUCUUCUCCCUCUACUUCGGGACCUACUUCACCGCAAACACCAUCGACACCGUAUCCUCUACUCUCCACUCCACCCCGCCCUCCUCCACCACCGCCGGCACACCCAAAUUCCUCGCAACCAGCACCGCCAACCUUGCGCUCUGCCUCUACAAAGAUAAUAAAUUCACUCAGCUCUUCGGCUCCACAGGCCCUUCCCGCGCCGUACCCCUCCCUACAUUCGCCCUCUUCACAAUUCGCGACUGCAUGACCAUCUUCGCCUCGUUCAAUCUGCCUCCGCUGCUCGCGCCCUCGUUCGAAGCACACAUGAGCGAGGGCGUGCAGAAGUACAUGUCGAGCGCGAGCGCGGCGCAGUUUGUCACGCCUGCGGCGGUGCAGCUGGGGGGAGAGGGUGGGAAGGGUUCUGAGGGAUUGGGCGAAGAGUAG
Molecule: messenger RNA, 855 nt
Organism: Parastagonospora nodorum SN15
Lineage: Eukaryota; Fungi; Ascomycota; Dothideomycetes; Pleosporales; Phaeosphaeriaceae
Exons: 3
Coding region: 1-855 (284 amino acids)
Cellular component (GO): mitochondrion
Source: RefSeq, a predicted model, not a curated record